Molecule: messenger RNA, 3447 nt
Organism: Callorhinchus milii (elephant shark)
Lineage: Eukaryota; Metazoa; Chordata; Chondrichthyes; Chimaeriformes; Callorhinchidae
Gene: vwa3a
Product: von Willebrand factor A domain containing 3A
Exons: 31
Coding region: 32-3223 (1063 amino acids)
Source: RefSeq, a predicted model, not a curated record
CCAGGAGUUCUUAAAGCAAGGACAAAUUGUCAUGAACAAGGGAAUCAAACACUUGCAGUUCAGUGCGCACCAGAUCGAUACGUUUGAGUCUCGAGUUUGUGAGCUGAUUGAGGUGUACCAGCACCGUCUGACUUGGCUGGCAGAAGGCAGCAGGAAGAUGUUUGGGCUGGUGACAGGAAGCCGGGUCGGGGUGCUCGUUGAUGCCUCUGAUGCUAACUGUGGUGUAGGGCGACGGCAAGAUUUUCAGAAAGCUCUUCUGUGUUUACUGGAUGAACAGUUGUCCUACAGGAAACAGCUUUACCUGGUAUCCUUCGGUACUUCCGUCUCACCUCUCUGGGAGAAUGUUCGAGACGUUAACAUCCGCACCCUGGGUGAGGCGAGGCAGUGGGUACAGGAGCUGGAACCCAGUGGAGGCUGUAACCUGCUGAGAGCCAUGAAGCACCUUCUCCAAGUGAAGGAGCUGAACUCACUGCUGAUUGUACUGGGAAGCUGCCCCGACCAGACUUCUGAAAUUUGGGUUGACUAUUUUGAGCAGUGCGCCCUGGGGAAGCCGUUACCCCUCCACACCAUCGCCUACGACUGCAGUAGUUACCUGACCCAGGCUGCUCUGCAGAGACUGGCACAGGCUACAGGAGGAAGGUAUCACUGCUAUUCUUCGGACUGUGAGAAUGAAGUGGACCUCAGCAGUGAUCGUCACCUUCUGCUCAGGGAGAUCCAGCGUGCUGGUGAGAUCCUCAACAUGAUCACAAACCUGCGGCAAGGGAUAAUCGGAGAUACUCCGGUCAGCAUCUUGCCAGAGAUUUCUGCUGAAGUCGCCAUUCCCCCUUCCCAGCUCCUGACCUGGCCACUCAACCACAAUCUGCCACUACACCUCGAAGCCUCAAACUUCCUGCCUAAACCCUCAGCUGAGUGGCUGAGGCAAACUGGCUUAAAAGCCAAGAAGCUCAGCCUGUACCAGGUUCUGGCUCCCAACGCCUUCUCCCCCCAGGAAGCCUUCAUCCCAAUCCUCCGCAAGACCGUUUCCUCGACCCUCCACCAGAGGGCAAUGAUGCAGUUUGAAUGGCAUGAUGGGAGUGUGAAGAAUGUCCAUGUGGAUCCAGCACUGUUAUACAGAUACCAGAAGCAGUUGGGUCAAGCAGUGAGAACCUUUGAGCACAGAGUGGAUUGGCUUUCCACUGACAGUCGGAAGAUUUGGGGAACUCUGUGUGAAAAGAGAGUGGUUCUCUUGGUGGAUAUCUCUGUCUCCAAUUCCAUGCACAUCGCCCACAUACAACACGCUGUGCGGCUGAUACUGGAGCAGCAGAUGACCAACAAGCAUCGCUUCAAUCUCAUAGCCUUUGGUUCCGAUGUCGAACAGUACCAGCCCCAAUUAGUGUCUCCAACUCCAGAUCAUCUGCAGGAUGCCUGGAGGUGGGUGCUGGGUUUGCAGUACGGAGGCAGCAGAAACCUGAUGGCUGCAUUUAAGAGAGCGAUUGAGUGUGAGGUGCCUGAAGUGCAGGAGCCUUGCGGAGUUUACCUCUUCACUAGCGGGCUACCCGACCAGGAAAAGGAUGUGCUCGGAGCCUAUGUGGCCGAGGUGACUAGUGGACACGAUCUGCCACUUCACGUCUGCCUUUUCCAGAUCGGAGACUUUGGGCUGGACAGUCCGGUUCCCGUGCGGUACGCUUCCCCGAGCGAGACAGCAAGUGAGCUGCGGAGCCUGGCUCGCUGGGGCAGGGGCCGAUUUCACUGGUGCCAAGACACAGAGAUUGUAGAAAGCGAUGACAUUAAUGCUAUCUUGGCAGAAAUAGAAAAAGCUGCCAACUAUUCAUGCAAGUGCACAAUGCUGGUGGAAUCCUUAAAGGGACGUUCCAGGAGGCACGCUGACGGACUGCUCCAAUGGGGGGAUGAGGAAAAGACGUUGGUCAGGGAGAGGCAACGUCCCCUCAAACUGCCGGGACCCAAACCCACAGCACUAACGCUCGCCAGGAUGCAAGCCAGAGAUGAGAGCGGUGAGGACACCAAGCCGGCACUAAAAGCUCUCACCUGGCGACCAAACAGCAGCAAAGCAGUCAUUCCUGCAGCUCGUCCCCACAAGAACUGGCUUCACGUCUCCGAAGCAAAGCCCAAGAAAGUGCCAAAGGUUUCAAAGUCAGUGUUCUAUGCAGAUGUUGGGAAUAAAAUAGGUAUUGUGUUCCAAAACUACCCAAAGAUGAAGAGUGUGAGGAAGAAGAUUCCUUUUGUGUCUCUGCCCAAAGAAGAAGACGUUUGUUCAACCAAAGAGUGGUUACAGAAGUACGGUGUUCGGAAACUGAAGCUGGAUCUGCACAAGUUGCUUUCUGGCCCAGAUUGUGUGCACCAGAAGAAACGAGUGCCCAAUCUGCACAAACACGUGUCGGCCAAGUACUGCACAGUCUUCCCCAGCGUGGAAGUCAAUGGUUUGGUUCGGCAUCUCCAGCUGCAGCCACACGAGCUGGAGAUGUACAUCGAGCAAGUAGAGCGCGUGCUUCGCAGAUACGUGCAGCGCAUGCAGUGGCUACUGUCAGGAAGCAGGCGGUUCUUUGGAACAAUCCUGGAGAAGAAGAUUUGUCUCCUGCUGGACACCUCUGGCUCUAUGGAUCCUUUCCUGGAAGAGCUGAAGAAGGAGCUGACCUCAUUGAUCUGGGAGCAGCUCAGGAAAUACAGCGUAAGCUUUAACUUGCUGUGCUUCUCUGGGUCCGUGGAGGCUUGGCAGGAUGGCUUGGUGGAAGCUACAGACGAAACGUGCCAGGAUGCAGUCCAGUGGGUAGCAAAGGUCAUCGCCCAGGGCACCACCUGCACCCUCCAGGCUCUGAAGGAAAUGCAACAAAUGAAGAGGAAAGUAACCAGAAUUCACACCAUUUCUUUCAACUGUUUGGACAGUGCAGCAAAUGAUUUCCUGAAGAAGCUCGCGGCUCACAUGGGAGGUCGCUACCACCGUUGCCAUGGAGCAACGGAUGGUCACUUGGUCGCCCACAAAAUGCUGACCGAAGGUUUUUCAGAUGAAGAUAAUCUGAGUCUCCCUGUGUUUGAGGGUGAUGAUUUGAAGAUUCUCUCAGGAGAAAUAAACAAAGCCAGGCGGUUCCUGACACAAGCCCGAUCCUUCAGAGCUUUACUUUUGGAAAAGCAAAUGAAACCCCACCAAAUGGGAACUGGAGUUUGGGGUAAAGUGCAGGCUGAUACACCUGAUGUGCCAGUGGUGAAUCCUUGGCACCAUUCCCAAUGAGGACUUCCAUGAAGCUGGCUCAACUGCAUUGGAUUUAUGAACCUCCGGACCGAGGCUUUCCAUCUCCUGACUUUCCGACUCUAUCCAGCCAGAUGUUGGCCACACAGGGACCUCCAACAGGGUGACACAGACCAACGCUGCAAUCUUCUGGCUAUAACUCCGUAAUUCAGCAUUGCACCUGUAAUGAGUCCACAAUAAAAAUGCUUGCAUUUACUAUCGUAAUA